Aphanomyces astaci is the source of this 2103-nucleotide messenger RNA. RefSeq lists its product as hypothetical. The record is from RefSeq and is a predicted model, not a curated record. Gene Ontology annotation, molecular function: ATP hydrolysis activity; ATP binding. The transcript is spliced from 6 exons. Bases 1 to 2040 code for a protein of 679 amino acids. NCBI's taxonomy places the organism in Eukaryota, Oomycota, Saprolegniomycetes, Saprolegniales, Verrucalvaceae.
AUGCCCCGCAAAGCAGCAACCGCGCCGUCCUCCUCCUCGCGCAAGUCGGCAGGUGUCUCUGCCGCCAUGCCCUCCUCGGUCAUCAUGGCGCGGUCCCAACAGGACCGGUUCCAUUUGGCCACCAUCGACCACCACGACCUCAACAUCCACCUGCGGCAGGUGGGUCUAUCGAUCGGGAACCGGGAAUUGCUCGUCGACGCCGAGCUCAAGCUCGAGUCUGGCGUGCACUACGGUCUCGUGGGGCGCAACGGCACGGGAAAAUCCACCUUGUUGCAGGCCCUGGGCGACGGUUUGUUUGAAGGCAUUUCGGCGCACGUACACGUCAUGUACGUGCACCAGCUGUUCCAUGUGGACAUGGACAACUCGGCGCAACUGUCGGUGGUGGACGUGCUGCUGAGUGGCGACAAGCAGCGCCUCGGUCGGCAGCACAUGAUGGACCUGCUCGAGGCCAGCUUGGAGUCGCAAACAGUGAGCCACGCGCUAAAGCAGCUGGACUACGAAGCCGUCGACGCGGCGAGGGCCAAGAUGGACCGCGUGGCCAUCAAACGAAGCGGCCUGCGGGGGCUCACGGCGCGCAACAAGCUCGUGGCCCUGGAACACCAACUGGCCCAGGCCAAAGCGGCGUGGGAUGACGCAGUACAGACCUCCGUCGACUCGGACGACGACAUUGUGGCCGCCAACAACUGGCUCGAGUCGUUGUACGCCCAAGACGACUUGUCCACCGAGGCGCGGGCACGGGAAAUUCUCGUGGACAUUGGACUGUCCGUGGAGCAGCAGGAUCGGCCGUUCCAUGAACUGUCUGGGGGGUGGAAAAUGCGCGUGUUCCUGGCCCAAAUUGAGUUCCUUCAGCCGGACUUGCUCUUGCUAGACGAGCCGACCAACCAUUUGGACUUGCCGCGCAUCCAGUGGGUAAUGCAUUUCAUCCAGACGCGGCUCCAACACUUGACCGUAGUUACGGUGAGCCACGACCGGGCGUUCUUGAAUGCCGUGGCAGACACGAUCAUUGUCAUGAAGACCAAUAAAACACUCGGGUACUUUGCAGGCAACUACGACACGUUUGAGCAAACGGUGCAAGACAAACAAGUGUUUCAUGCCCGCGUGGAAGCCAAAUUGACUGCCAAAACGGAAAAAAUGGGCAAACAAGUCGCUCAAAUGUUGGCCCAGGGCCGCAAAGCGAACGACGACAAGAAAUUAGCCGCCGCAGCGUCCAAGAAGAAAAAGAUUGACAGUGUCGGCUACGAAAAGAACGACAACGGGCAUCGACUCCGCAUAACCAAGGAAGUCGCGGGGUAUUCCUUCUCGAAGGGAGGCACGUCCCAAGGUGAAUGCAUCGACUUGCAUGUGGUGGAGCCGUGGAGCCUUCCACCGGUGCCCGACGUUGCUACCCACUCCGUGCUCAGCGUCGAGAAACUCAGCUUUAGCUACACGCCAGCGUCGCCCCCGCUGCUAAAGAACGUGUCGUUUAACAUCCACAAGGGCGAGCGCGUCGUGCUGCUGGGAUGCAACGGUACGGGCAAAUCGACGUUGAUCAAGCUGCUCUGCGGAUCGAUUCCAUGUCCGUCGCCUGGCUGCUGCAUCACCGUGCCACCUUUGGUUCAUAUUCGAGCGCUGACCCAAGACAUCGUCGAGACUUUGCAUCACGAGCCCAAGACACCGCUGCAACUGCUGGGCGCCGACACGGAAGAAGCCGGUCGAAAGCACCUGGCGCGGUUCGGUUUACGAGGGGCAUUGGUGAGUGCGGCGCCGGCGAGCACGUUGUCCGGAGGUCAAGCCAUGCGUGUGGCGAUGGCCCUAGUGACGUUCCCCACGUGCCCGCAGCUCCUGAUCCUGGAUGAGCCGACCAACCACCUCGACAUGAGCAGCAUCGACGCCCUCCUACUCGCGUUGAAGACUGGUUAUACCGGCGCCGUACUCGUGAUCUCCCACGAUGUGCACUUUCUGCACGCGUUUCACCCGGACACUGUCCUCUGGCUCACCAAGCGCGGCGAAGUCAAGCCACUGAACGACGUCGACGACUUUCUCAACAAGUACCGCGUCUAGUAUGUACGUACAGUACUAGUACACGUAACUAGUACUUACUACCUGUGAACUCUUGUUGCCUCA